Chenopodium quinoa (quinoa) is the source of this 534-nucleotide messenger RNA. RefSeq names its product ATP-dependent DNA helicase pif1-like. The coding region runs from base 1 to 534 and encodes 177 amino acids. Gene Ontology annotation, biological process: DNA repair; telomere maintenance. The transcript has a single exon. NCBI's taxonomy places the organism in Eukaryota, Viridiplantae, Streptophyta, Magnoliopsida, Caryophyllales, Amaranthaceae. Gene Ontology annotation, molecular function: DNA helicase activity. The record is from RefSeq and is a predicted model, not a curated record.
AUGCAGAAUCAAGGAUUACAAGAGAUUGAUCAUAUCUUGAAUAAACUUGGAAGGUCAUUGACAAAUUUCCUUGACAUGCCACAACCUUCUUCAGAGAUAGCACGCAAUGCCUUAAAUCGGUUGAUAAGAGAUGAACUUGAUUAUGAUACACAUGAUGAAGCCAACAUAUUUGAUACCUUAGUUAGAGGGUUAAACACGAAUCAAUAUAGAGUAUAUGCUGCAAUACUUGAUGCUCAUUCUCGAGAUGUAGGUGGCCUAUUUUUUGUCUACGGUAGUGGUGGGACAGGAAAUACAUACCCGUGGAACACUCUGAUUGCGAAAUUCAGAUCCGAAAGAAAGAUCGUGCUCUCCGUGGCUUCAUCGGGAAUUGCUGCUUUAUUAUUGCUUGGGGGUAAAAUUGCACAUUCGACUUUCAAGAUUCCUUUUGAUCCUGAUCAACAUUCGGUUUGUAACUUCAAAAAAGACUCAACCCGUGCUGAUUUGAUCCGUGAAGCAUCAUUAAUUAUAUGGGAUGAGGCUCCAAUGACCCAUUGA